Molecule: messenger RNA, 7639 nt
Organism: Misgurnus anguillicaudatus (oriental weatherfish)
Lineage: Eukaryota; Metazoa; Chordata; Actinopteri; Cypriniformes; Cobitidae
Source: RefSeq, a predicted model, not a curated record
AAUUGAAUCAACGCGUUCAGAAGCGACGUUCACAUACAGUCCCCGUGGGUACUAUUUCUCUAUGUCUUUACUUCACAUACCCACUAGUCUGAAAGGUAGAGACCUCAGAAGAGACUGCAGUUGGUGCAUGGCAUGAAGACGCGUUUUGGGGGGACUCGCUGCGCAUGGCACAUUACGCCUGGAUCUGAACCGAAAGGGGCAUCAGAUCUGGGCUCUCAUAGAUAUGGGUGUUAAGAAUGACAAGCGGUUGAGUUUGCAGGAGUAAAGCGUCGGGGCGCGCAUUCCUGGUCUGCGUUAGGGAAUGUGGUGGAUCUCCUUUGGCGCGACGCUUUCGGAUGCGCGAUGCUGGAUGAGAUGAAAUCCCGGGCCAAGUCUGGGCGCUUAACGUGAUACUACAGAUCCGAGCUCCCUAAACCAAAUCGUCUGCACCUCGCACGUUAAAGGGGAUUCCGCGGAAAGUUGCGCAAUGGCUCUCGUCAUGGAACCUGUUAGUAAAUGGAGCCCCAGUCAAGUUGUGGACUGGAUGAAAGGUCUGGAUGACUGCUUGCAGCAAUAUAUAAAGAACUUUGAACGGGAGAAGGUGGGAGGCGAUCAGCUGCUGAGGAUCACCCAUCAGGAGCUGGAGGAUCUUGGAGUUUCCCGCAUAGGACAUCAAGAGCUGAUCCUGGAAGCUGUGGACCUGCUGUGCGCUCUGAACUAUGGUCUAGAGACAGAAAAUCUGAAAACACUCUCGCACAAGCUCAAUGCCUCUGCCAAGAACCUGCAGAACUUCAUCACGGGCCGCAGACGAAGCGGCCAUUACGACGGCCGGACGACCCGCAAGCUGCCCAACGAUUUCUUAACCUCUGUGGUGGAUCUCAUCGCGGCGGCUAAAAGUCUCCUAGCCUGGCUGGAUAGGUGUUACUUUUUUUGCAGGUCACCAUUCGCUGCCGUAACAGACUAUUCUGUGACCCGGAACAAUGUGAUCCAGUUGUGCCUGGAACUCACUACUAUAGUACAGCAGGACUGCACCGUCUAUGAAACUGAAAAUAAGAUCCUCCAUGUGUGUAAGACUUUAUCUGGAGUGUGUGAUCACAUCAUCUCACUCUCAUCAGACCCACUGGUAUCCCAGUCAGCGCAUCUGGAGGUGGUUCAGCUGGCUAACAUCAAACCCACCGAGGGUCUGGGAAUGUAUAUUAAAUCCACAUAUGAUGGACUUCAUGUUAUAACAGGAACCACAGAGGGGUCUCCAGCCGACCGCUGUAAAAAGAUCCAUGCAGGGGAUGAGGUCAUCCAGGUGAACCAUCAGACCGUAGUGGGCUGGCAGUUGAAAAACUUGGUAAGCUCUCUGCGUGGGGACCCCGCCGGUGUGACAUUGACCUUGAAAAAACGCCCUCAGAGCACGCUCACCUCCGCCCCAGCCCUACUAAAGAACAUGAGAUGGAAGCCCCUGGCCCUGCAGCAGCCGGUUGUUCCCAGGAGUCCCACCAGCAGCUCAGCCACGCCCACAAGUACAAUCAGCACACCCUCAAAGCGGGAUAGCUCCGCCCUCCAAGACCUCUAUAUCCCGCCUCCUCCCCCUGAACCGUAUACACCCAGAGAUGAGAAAGUUGGUCUCUCUGGUGAAGGCGGGCAGCUUGUUGCAAAAGGCUCAGAAUCUCCAAACUCAUUCCUGGAUCAAGAGUACAGACGUCGAUUUCCCUUGAUGGAAGAGGAUGCUGUCCUUUACUGCUACGAGUACGACCCAAACCACGGACCAACAACGUCCCGUCGAGACAGCACACCCACUUACGGUCGAUUGAGGCCCAUCUCGAUGCCUGUAGAGUACAACUGGGUUCCUGACUAUGAGGACCCAGCGAGACUGAAGAGAGAAGGUCGGAGAGAAAACUCUUUGCUGCGAUAUGUAAGUGAGGAAAAGGCUGCUGAUCUGGCAGUAAGGAGCAUGAAGAGAGACACGGGAAAGCGCACCAAGAAAAAGAGCGAAAAGAGCGGAAGCCCGGCCCACUACGCUCUCCUUCCCACCCUUCAGAUGGAAGUACUCCGUCAGGAAUCCAUGAACACGCCUAAUCCAGACUCCGCCUCUCUUUACCAUACAUUCCAGGGAUCCUCUCUGUUAUCCAAGACCAAGAAAAAGAAUAAAGCAGGUCCACUGUCUUCUAUCAGUAAAAGACGAAUCUCCUGUAAAGACCUGGGCCGUGGAGAUUGUGAGGGCUGGCUGUGGAAGAAGAAGGAUGCAAAGAGCUAUUUCUCUCAGAAAUGGAAGAAAUACUGGUUUGUUUUGAAGGACACCUGCUUAUACUGGUACAUGAAUGAGGAGGACGAGAAGGCCGAAGGGUUUGUUAGCCUGCCAGAGUUUAAGAUCGACAGAGCUAGCGAAUGUCGCAAGAAAUACGCAUUUAAAGCUUGCCAUCCUAAAAUCAAGAGCUUCUACUUUGCCGCCGACGGCGUGGACGAUAUGAACAGAUGGUUGAGUCGUCUCAAUAUGGCAGCUGCCGGCUAUGCGGAGAGAGAGAGGAUCCGUCAGGAUAAAGACUACUGGAGUGAAAGUGAACACGAAGACAAUGAAACGCCCUCAACGCCCAAGCAAGACAGCCCGCCGCCCCCUUAUGACACAUACCCUCGACCACCCUCAAAUCAGGUCAGCUGUGCCAGUCCUUACCUGGAACCGAAGCACGGUCGCCUCUCAUCCACUGAAACCUCCCAAUCCCGAUCUUCUCACGAAGAAUACCGCUCUGAACCUCAAGGGGGCAGCAGCAGCGGAGGGGGUUCGCCCGCUCGAAAGUCCACAAGCCAGCGGCGUUCGUGGCAGGACCUGAUUGAAACCCCCUUGACCAGUUCUGGCCUUCACUACCUACAGACCCUUCCUCUAGAGGACGCUGUCUUUUGUGAACCGGGGGCGGGUCUGUCUCCAGAAUAUCGUCGGCAGUCCACCCUGCCUGCCCAGCGCACGUUGAUGCAGGAUCAUUAUGGCCCCUUCCCCAUGGUUGAGGGGGAGAGGCUCAGAGACCCCCACGCCGUGGUCGGGAAACCCCGCAGCUUCACCCUGCCGCGAGAUAGCGGCCUGCAUGCCCUCCUCACGCCAUCCGCCAGCAUGGCGGACCAGCGGGACCCCAAUCGCAGGGAGCUCAGCCGUAGUCACUGCAUCAACAAUGGCGGGGAGCAGGAGUGCCACGGGCAGCCGGAUUCGCUUGGUGAUUUGUAUCGGGCGCUGGAGCGUGCCAGUCUGUCGCCCAUUGGUGAGCAUCGCCUUUCAACCCGUCUGGAGUACAAACACCUUUUCAUCCGGCGUUGCAACGAUCCGCAGCUAAAUGAAAAAGUGCAUCAUCUUCGCAUCCUGCAGAGCACGCUAAAGGACAGGGAGGGCGAGGUAGCAAUGAUUGACAAGCUGCUGGCCAAUCCAAAGCUCACAUCCUCAGAGUUCCAGGAAUGGAAGAAAGUUUACAUGGAGCUGUUUGCAGAAGAGCCGCAGCGGGACCGUCAGCCGAGCCCUGCCUCCGAGCCCAGCCCUGCGGCCACACCUGAGCUCGCCCCUCGCACGCCCUCCCUUUCACAUACACACUCUUACAUUGAGACUCACGUUUGACAUACACAAACGCAUAUUUAGACUUUACUUGUCGAUCACUUCACAAAAUAGUUUGAAGAACGUUUCACUCGAUUUUGCUUUCAUUGACCUUAGUCAGGGUGGAAGUUCAAGCAAAAGCGAGGUGUGAAUUAGUGUUUAUAGUCUUACUGCAGGUGUAGAUGCCAUAUUUAAAUAUAUACAGUAACACGUCUUACGCUGCCUUUCUACUGCACAUGAGAAACAACAGCUGAUAAACCGGAAGACAUUCGUCCUAUGAAGAGCUGCAUGGGAUUGUAAUCAUCUUUUCGGAUCCUAUACUAGCUUUGGAUGCGUUAAAAAUAUAAUGUAAUCGAGCGACUAGAUCGUAUGUGACACGCAGGACGGAAGUGAUGUAUUUCAGUGUAUUCCAAUAUGUGCAUUAAAAUCUGUUUUUGUAUAAUUUUACUGCAGAUUCUCACCUUACUUUUGCUUGAACUCACCCAUCCUGACCGGAAUCACAGGGUCGUCAUCUACAUAUGCUUUAAACACUUUGUUUAACACAUUGUUUACAUGGGUACAAAUAGCUGUACAAACAAAGCCCUCUAGGUGCCCCGAAUCCCUACCCGCAAGCUUCGGAGUACACCAUACCUGCACACGGGGUUACCAUGGUUACCAGCCCUCCGACGGCUCAGACGAGAAGAGAAAAUGCGGUUACAGCAAGAAUAAACCUGGCCCACCUCUAAACAGGAAGCCAAUGUAGAACCAGCAAACUGAGCACUUGGAAAUAAAACCUGUCGACAAAACAGAGAUGCACUGACAGCAGCAAAUGCGUUUGAACCCUAAAAACACUUACAGUACUCUCACUUUGUUGUUCUGCUGUACUUGUGGUUUUGUUUGCCUGACUUUAAAAAGCAUAUAUCAUAACAAACGCACACACACUCAGACAUAAAUAAUCAUGUUUAUAUGCCUCAAUAUAUACUCUAUUGUAUUAUAAUACUAUAUAUUUAUGAACUGCGGUUACACAUCGGCUGGCCCCGACUUAUAGCACUUGUACAUUUGUGUGGAAGGUGUGCGUGUGUGCAUGAUCAUAAAACACAAUUGCGUUUACCUCAUCUCACCAGAAUCUUUGCAGAGUGUUUGUCAUACAAGCAAUUUAAAUGAUGUUCUGUUAGCUUAAUCAAAAGCAUCUGUGUAAUGUUGUCACGUACCACAGAAGAUCAUUUUGCCUCAUCCCUCAGAAAAGUAAUGCACUUACAGUAUAAUAAUGCAAUGGAAAUCAAUAUGGCCAAAAUAUUACGGAGAAUCACGUCACAGAAAUGCAAAACUCUUUUUUGUUUUAAAGCUGCAAUCUGUAUAUUUUGCAUUUAUAGUUAAAACUGCAGGUUACGUAACUUACUUAUCUUUACGUGUGUUGAAGUCAGAUGGCAUUAAAAUGACAUUUCCAGUCAAAUCCAUAGACUGUAAAAAAGAUGGACGACGCCUGUUCGCUCUCUUCCAUUGGUGAAAAUUGAAGCCGCCAGUGUCACAAUUAUAGACUGUAAAAAAAGAUGGACGACGCGGGGUUUAUGACUUGUACUGCAGCCAGCCACCAGGGGGCACACCCGGUCCCGAUACGGCGCUGACAUCUUGGGUCUUAAGUCUGCGCAGUAGCGAUUUCGGGACCAGUCCUGCGCAGUAGUGAGCAGGAAGUUAAUCCGCGAAAUCAAGGCCCCGCCCUCGCUCUCGCAGAAUGCGCAUAACACAGCUGUCAAUCAUGACGUCACACCACCAUUUUUAUAGCAUUAAAUAACUAACUAAACACAAACUUAUUUUAAACUUCAGUAAAUGACAGAAACCAGCUUCGGAAAAAAUUGAAGUGUAAUUAAAUUGUUUAGUUGGUCUCAAGUCCCAUUGAAUAACAUGGGGGAGGUGGGAUUUAUGACCUAUACUAGGACCAGUCACUGGGGGGCGAUCGAGACAUUUUGGCUUUACUUUUCAGGGCUUGUGUAGCACGCUUGGUCAAAUCGUACACGACAGCAAAUUAUAAAUCAUUAUUAUAUCUCAACGUUGUAAAUCAAAGAGAUUGAGACUAGCUGCGUUUCCAUUACCCUUCAAAUUGCGAAAAUUUAAUUAGCGAAUUUAAAUUGUGAAUUUAAAUAGCAUCCAAUGGAAACAGCAAUUUCUAAUAAACUCCCAUGUAUUGCAAAAAAAAAAUUGGGAUAUGUGGUUUCUCAGUCAAUUUGAAAAACGAAUAUAUUGCAAAACUGCAAUGGAUUUUUUUUAUUUACAGGCCACCUGACGGGCGUAAAAGUCACAUGAGCAUUCUUUAAAUAUGGCACAGUAUGUUUGAUUGGAGGACACAACAGACGAAGUGUGGUUGACUUCAUGCGCCAGAACUAAAAAGCACAUGACAUCUAAAUACAGGGAUAGCGAUUCGGAAGUCGACUGCUUUGUAGGCUUUUGAGUCGCAUAUUUUGAUGUAUUUUAAAUGUCGGUCUGCAUGGAGCCGUAUGAAGUCGAAGACACCCGACGCCAUGGUUUUUGGAAUGACUUAUUGAGAGAAAACAAAAUUAAGUUUUAGUCUCAUAACAUCAAUUAAUAGGAACAUUUUCAUUUUGCAACAUUUAAAAUAAUAACACUAAAGUUUUGCGCAAAUCUUUAAUUGAAAUGCAGCUACUGAUUUCUUAUGCCCCAUUCAGACUACUAGAGACUUUCUCAGUGCAUGUCACCUGUCUCUUUCAAUAAGUUUCUUACUUGGCGUUCCUAAUUUUGGUCGUCAUAAACAAACAAGUAUCGUCCACUGCAGUGACUGACAAGAGACAGACAAUGUGAGCGCCACUGGUUCACUUUCAUUGGUAGUCGCUCCUGAAAGUCGCACAUGAUUUGCAUAAAGUUAAACUUUCCUCAACUUUGUCUUAUAGCUGGACACGCCCCCUUCGCUCGUGUCGCCAGGAAGUCGUCAAGCUUCCAAAAGUAGUUACGGAUUUCAGCUUUAAUUCCUCAGUCCUAAAAAAACAUCUGUUAUUUAAACCAUAUAUAACAUUUUGUGUCAAUGCUCUGUAUAUUUUAGGUUUACACAAAUUUUAUUUUACGUGCAUUACCGUAAACACAAUUUUUGCUUGUUUUUACUAAAUUAGUAACGAGCCUAAAUCAUUUUAUGUGAUAAUUGACAACAUGCCACAAAUGCUAUACAUAGCGCCUAUCUUCUCUGAUAACAGAUGAGCAUUCAGUGAAGUGUGUGGGUUUUGAUAAGAAAGAAAUUGCACAGCCGUGAUUAUCUGGUAAAGCAUUACAGUAUCUUACUUGAGGCAGAUUGGAAAGUUUUUUCCUCCACCACAGCUCCUGAUAUUGAAAUUAUCGCACAUGAGAGAUCAUAAACAAGAAGUAAACGUGGUACUCCCAGCAAAAAUUGCAUCCAGUUGGGCCAGCACUGACAAAUCGUGCUCAUGUUCAUUGCAUAGACAUUUUACACCGUUAAUCUGAGAGACCUCUUUUAUUGGAUCGUGGACUAUUUCCACAGUUUUAGGGAAUAAAAUGGACAAUAUGUUUUAGUAUAUUGCACAACUUUGCACAGCAUAGUUGUUCCUACAAGCUGCCAUGCAGCAUCGCUCUGCUCAACACAUCUGUGAACAUCUGUGCCAAGUUAACAGUGCGUUUUAAUGACAACCGAGGUCAUAAAGAAGCAUCAACGGCCAAGGGACUCGCCACAAGGCUCAUCCGAGCAAAGCUAUUGCCCUGAUAUCACCCCUACAAAUGUUUGAAGCAGCAACUUCUGUUAUGAAAUGUACGUCAAUGUCCAUUUCUUCAAACUAGCAGAGCACAAACUUCUCUUGCUGCAUGGCUUGUAGAUAUAACACGGUCGUAUAUCUGCUGUGUUUUUGGUUUUGUUUUUAAACCGAAGCUGCCAAAUGAUUUGAUAUCAUUGUUUAAAUUGUUCAAUUGAAUCAGAAAGGCUGUGUAGACCGAGCUCUCAGGCUUUUUAUGUGAGAUUCAGAACACACUGAAUGUUAAAUUGUAUGAUGUGUAUUAUAUAAUGUAUAUUUCAGGUAUGACUCUGGUGACAUACUGUAUUAGAGCACAUUUUAUUCUGUAUGUAAUCUAAGACGAUAUUUGCUUGAUUAUGACUGAGUGAUUCUGGUG